Girardinichthys multiradiatus is the source of this 1026-nucleotide messenger RNA. RefSeq names its product ubiquitin-associated protein 2-like. Lineage: Eukaryota; Metazoa; Chordata; Actinopteri; Cyprinodontiformes; Goodeidae. The record is from RefSeq and is a predicted model, not a curated record. Gene Ontology annotation, cellular component: nucleus; cytoplasm.
AUGGUGUCAACCGCCAUCGAUCCUGGUGGCUCCGGCUAUCCAUUCACCUUCAGGGAGUUCAUUGGGAGUCGUGAGCAGCAGUGCUGUAAAACGUUUUCGACGACGUUCGGAUCCAGAAGCAGAGAAAGCCUAGCUAAUAAUCCAUACUCUGGUGAUGCAACCAAAUUUGGCAGGAAUGACUCUUCGUCCCUGGCUCCCCCAACCAGCCUAUCUAUAGCCAGCGUGGAGUCGCAUCCCCAACAGACCCAGAGCAGGAACUCAAGGACAGGGUCAGAACCAGGGUCAGCAGACACAGAACCACCUGGCUAUGGAUACGCCGGUCUGCCCUACUAUGGUGGCAUGCCUGGCGUUCCUUCAGCAUUCCAGUAUGGCCCCACAGUGUUUGUGCCUCCAACUUCUGCCAAGCAGCCUGCAAUGGGCCUGGCCAACCCCUCCAGCCAGUUCCACCAACAGCAUCAGCCAAGUUACGGGCAGCAUGCCUACGGCGCAGCUUUUGAUGACCUGUCUCAAGUUCACGGUGGGGAAUACAGUAAGGCAGAAUACGGAGGCUCUGCCCAAUUACAGGCCAAAUCAGCAGGCAGCGGCCCAGGGAAAGGAUUAUCCGGAUCGGAAACGGGAGGUGGAGUUCCUGACAUGGGAGGUUCCAUAUACAGCAAAACACAGUCGUUUGACAAGCAAGGCUUCCACACAGGGACACCGCCUCCCUUCAGUCUGCCUUCAGCCCUCGAAGGAACAGGCCUCAUGAACCAUGGUGGAGCUCCUGGCUAUGCUCCUGCUCCCUUUCUGCACAUCCUGCCUCCACACCAACAACCCCACUCCCAGAUGCUGCACCAUCAUCUAACGCAAGACGGACAGGGUGGUCCUGGUCAGCGGAAUCAGUCCAGCAGUAUGCAGCAGAAAGCCCAAGGCAGCAAGUCCAGCUACGGCAGCUCUCCCUUCUGGGCAAACUGAGGAAUGCUACCCAUUCCCUUCUCCCCCAAAAGGCUGUGUGGUUGCAUGAGAGCGUGUGUGUAACGUUAAAAUAAA